Molecule: messenger RNA, 1142 nt
Organism: Puntigrus tetrazona (Sumatra barb)
Lineage: Eukaryota; Metazoa; Chordata; Actinopteri; Cypriniformes; Cyprinidae
Product: zinc finger CCHC domain-containing protein 2-like
Exons: 3
Coding region: 169-942 (257 amino acids)
Source: RefSeq, a predicted model, not a curated record
GAGUAAUCUGGCAAACUGACCACAGCCACACCGUCAGACUACAGACAGCAAAUUUAUACGAAAUUCCGCCCCGAAUCGGGAAUUUCAUCGCAUUUUGAUGCCGAAAUAUUGGCCGGAAAGUACCAUCCAUGGACUUCCAUCUCUGAUGUUCGCGUUUGAGAGCUGAUAAUGAUGAAGAUGAAGCUGCGAGCGGCGGGAGGCGAAAAUCACCGAUGCGACUUGAAUUCCGUUAACGGAUCCGAUCGGGAGAGCGGCACCGGAGCGGCUCAGCUCGACAAGGAGGCGGUGUUCGAGUGGUUCGGCUUACAGCUGAACCCGUCCGGACGCGUGGAGCUGCUUUGCGGGCUGCUGCAUAUGUGUCAGCCGCUGGAGCUACGCUUCCUCGGCGCCUGUCUGGAGGAUCUGGCCCGGAGAGAUUUCACCGUCCUGCGGGAUUAUGAGAUCCGGGCCAACUGCCCCGCUGAUCUGGAGGGGCUGGUGGACGUAAGCGACCCCGUCGUGCUGUCCAAACUGCUCGUUUAUUUGUCUCUGCUCGGAUCCAAGAGCAGGGAAUGCGCCGGGAUUCUCUUCAGGACGUUGAGUCGAAUGGACGCCGGGAUGUGCGGCGCUCUACCGGAGCCGGAGACUGUGGAUCAACUGCGACUGCUCUUCACGAUGGGAUCGUUACACCCGGCGUUCAGUUUCUAUCAGCGGGAAGAGCUGCGAGCGCAGUUGGACAGGCUCCAAAGAUGGAGCCAGUUUUCCAGGCCGGGGUUCCUCUGUCCACACCGGGAGAAUGACGUAGACUGGACACUUUGCAGCAACGCCAAUCCACACCUCAGCGGCACGUCGCAGAGGGAAGUUGUGCACAUUGAGAAGAUCAUUCUGAAGGAGGUUUCUAUGGGAGGAGACGGCAGGCAGUACAGUUUUGAGGUAAGUUCAAAAACCCAUCAGAGACGCUGAGUUUCAAUGCUGACAUUUCAUCUAAAAGAAGCUUAGAGAGCUCCAGGAUUGUGGGAAAUGAUUUACAGUGAUAUGUACCCAGUAGUAUGUCAAGCCGAUAAGAGAAAGUCUCAGAAAGUGAAGUUACCGAUUUUCUACAGAAUUCAAAUGACUGCAUUUUUGAAUUGAAAGUUAAUUAGUAAAUAAAUACAGCAAUAUUU